AUGGAAACUGCAAUAGACACCAAUGACUUGUCAAAACUAUUAAGUGUCACGUCCAAUGUACAUACAUACAGAAAUCUUCCAAACAAAUUAGUACUAUUCUUACCCAAAUUCUAUUCAGAAAAAAUACAAGAACUUAAUAAACUAUUUGGAACCUUAUCAUCAAGUUCUUUAACAUCAGAUAUACAUGGCUACAGCAUAAAGACAACACAGAAAUCACCAGAAGCUGGAUCCUCUCCCCCAGUCAAACAUCUGCUUGAUGAACCAGAGACUGUCACCACCAUAGAAACUGAGUAUGGAUGCCUUAACAAUGUGGCCUGUCUGAAUGAAGAAGAAAUCUGGACAAGUGGAGGUGACAGCACUAUGAAACUCUACAGCAUCAAUCAGGGAUCACUACUCAAGUCAAUCCCAACCAAGUCAGGGAAAUUACAAGUACCAUAUGACAUAGCAGUGACAAAAAAUGGAGAUCUGGUUUAUACUGAUUAUAAAGAUAGAACCGUGAACAUUGUGAAGAAUGAGAAGAUAGAAGUGAUCAGACGAAAGAACUGGAAACCUAGCGGUGUCUGUAGUACCUCCUCUGGUGACCUCCUGGUUAUCAUGAGCAAAGCCUUUGGUCCACGAGGAAUCACCACAGACAGUCAGAGUCGCAUCCUUACAGCUGAUAUAAACAAUGACUGUGUCUACAUCAUAGACCAGGAUGGACAGUUCCUCCGUUACAUAAACAGCUGUGGACUGAGUAGACCCUGUGGACUGUGUACAGAUACAAAUGACAAUCUGUUUGUUGCCCAGUGGGGAAACAAACAA
Messenger RNA from Saccostrea cuccullata (small rock oyster), 801 nucleotides. RefSeq lists its product as uncharacterized. The transcript is spliced from 2 exons. Gene Ontology annotation, molecular function: ubiquitin protein ligase activity; translation repressor activity. The annotation marks the transcript as partial. Gene Ontology annotation, biological process: proteasome-mediated ubiquitin-dependent protein catabolic process; protein polyubiquitination; negative regulation of translation. NCBI's taxonomy places the organism in Eukaryota, Metazoa, Mollusca, Bivalvia, Ostreida, Ostreidae. The record is from RefSeq and is a predicted model, not a curated record.